AAACACACCUAUCCAGUCAGUCUAACUGUACUUUAUAGCUGCUGAGACAGUCACAGUGACCACUUCCUCAGAGAUACAAAAGGAGAAGAAGGAGAAGCACUCUGACAGAAAUGCUGUCCUCAACCACAGAACAAGUAGCUGUAGCAGUGUCCUCUGGUCUGGGCUCUUCGGCCGGAAAUGGCUCAACCUUCCUGGACUCUGAGUUUCGUUACACCCUCUUCCCAAUUGUCUACGGCAUCGUCUUCAUCCUGGGCCUCUUUGCCAACCUCUAUGUGCUGUUUGUCCUGCGCUGCCUCCGCCAAGCCAAGGCCAUGGGCGAAAUCCGCAUCUACAUGACAAACUUGACCAUCGCUGACCUCCUUUUCGUCUGUGCCCUUCCCUUCUGGAUUGGCUACUACAGUCGGCGCGGCCACUGGGUCUACAAAGACUUCCUGUGCCGGCUGACUGGCUCGUUGUUCUUCAUCAACACCUACUGCUCCAUCCUCUUCCUUGGGGCCAUCAGCGUCAACCGAUACUGGGCAGUCACCCGGCCUCUGGAUGCGGCCUCGUCAGACCACAGACGCCGCGGGAUCAUCGUGAGCGUUGUCAUCUGGGUGUUGACCAUAGCGAUGGCCAUUCCAUUCCUGGCCUUUCCGGGGACCAAAACUGACGAGAACAAUGUCACUCGCUGUUUCGAGGGGUACCAGAAUGAAACCGAUGUGGAGAAGAAAGUAGUGGCUGCUACUCAUUUUGCAAUAAUCGGAAUGUUUUUUAUUGUCUUUGUUCUGGUCGUGGUGUGUAAUUUCCUAAUUGCUCGAGCGUUACUUUCUCAAAGUCCUGCAACGAUCAUAUCCAGAAAGUCCAACAGGACCAUGUCGUCCUCUGCUAAAAGGCCCCGGGGGGUGAAACGGACAGCUCUGCAGAUGUUGUUAGCAGUGGUGGGAGUGUUUGUUCUGUGCUUCGUGCCCCACCAUGUCAUUCAAGGCUUCUGGACUUUGGCGGUGUUGCAGAUCACACAAGGCUGGGGUCACGUAGACUGGGACCAGAGCACUCUUAAGAUGCUCAACGACGCACAUCAGAUCACAUUGCUUCUUAUGGGCCUCAACUGCAUUUUGGAUCCUGUGGUUUACUAUUUCGCCACAAGGAGGUUUAGAGGGUUCAUCAUGGCCCACUUAAAAAAGUUAAUAAAGGGAGAGGGGUGCUCACAUACGGUCACCUCACAGCUCUCCAUGGACAGCAGGAAUCAGAGCCAGAGACUCCCCAGCGAAAACCAACAGCCCGAAAUGGAUUGAUUUAAUGUAAUAUUUGUACAAAAUGUAUCUGUGACUUAUGUGUGAAAGACUGAUUCAAGAUUACAUAUCAUACAGUAUUUUGUUGCACUUCUGGAACAACAAGCAGUUAUAUGUAGUUAGGUGUCGGCGGCUCCACAACCCUCAGAACCCAUCUCUGCAUCCUGUAGGGGCUGCAGUCUGAAUUGCACCAGCCCUCCUGCUCUUCCUGUGUGAAGUACAAGCUGAAAAGCAGAAGUUUUGCAAGCAGAAGUGCAUCAUCGAAUUGAUUACGGCCCUGGGAGUGUGCCACUUUAGCCUAUGAAAUGAACUGAUGAAGCAACAGACGCAUUAUUUAAAUCCUCCCACAAGUAUUAUUCUGAACAAAAUGGGUCAUUAGAAACAUUGGAGAAUUUAAGGAUAAUAUACAUACAGAGCCUCUGUUUUUGGGUGUUUAAGAGUGGAGCUUCUCACUAGAUUACACACACUUCAACUCAGCAGGCGUACCCGCCCUACCUGAUGUUUUAUCAGUAAAAUAUGUUGUCUCAUAUCAGAUAAGUUACAGGUUUUCUUUUUUUUUUAGCUUUGCCUGGACACGUCAUAUUACUGGUAUUGUGAAACAAGGGAGCAGAAGUAAUAUUGCUUGAGUUAUGUUUCCUUCCUGUCAUUCAAUAUUGUGACAUUACAUGUCUCAUGAUGAAGAUCCCAUGAUUCACAGUGAUAAAGAAACCCAACACUUAUGACUAUUCACCUAUCUACUGUAUAUAUAUAUUGUAUUGUUUAUAGCUUACCUGCUGUUGCAAAACAGAUUUAUGAAGCAUUGUUUAUUCAGUUUUCUUUCUUUCAAAAGUGUGUGUAAUGUUAUUUUGAUCUAUCAAGAGGAAAAUAUGCUGGUUUUUACUCCAUAUAGACAACUCUUGUAAUUACAGUUUUAUUUGUGUGUUCUUUUGCUGCAUCAUGAUGAUUAAAGUAAAUUAAAAAGUCAGUUUCUGACAUAUCAAUAA
This is a messenger RNA of Sebastes umbrosus (honeycomb rockfish), 2251 nucleotides long. RefSeq names its product platelet-activating factor receptor (gene ptafr). Gene Ontology annotation, cellular component: membrane. The coding region runs from base 111 to 1271 and encodes 386 amino acids. NCBI's taxonomy places the organism in Eukaryota, Metazoa, Chordata, Actinopteri, Perciformes, Sebastidae. The record is from RefSeq and is a predicted model, not a curated record. The transcript has 2 exons. Gene Ontology annotation, biological process: chemotaxis; G protein-coupled receptor signaling pathway. Gene Ontology annotation, molecular function: G protein-coupled purinergic nucleotide receptor activity; platelet activating factor receptor activity.